Exophiala aquamarina CBS 119918 is the source of this 288-nucleotide messenger RNA. RefSeq lists its product as uncharacterized. Lineage: Eukaryota; Fungi; Ascomycota; Eurotiomycetes; Chaetothyriales; Herpotrichiellaceae. The record is from RefSeq and is a predicted model, not a curated record. The coding region runs from base 1 to 288 and encodes 95 amino acids. The transcript has a single exon.
AUGGCCGCCCCUCAGCUGCCAGCAUCGCAUUCAGACACCCCGACCAAAGCUCCCUCGCAGGACUCUUCGACACUCAACCUGAUCUCCUCCGUUUUGGACUUCAUUCGUGGGAAUCUGGGCAACAUCCUCGAAACUUGGGGCCGUGAUUCCCCACAGUACCAGUCAGCCAGUGUAAUUAUGCAAGCGUAUCUGGCUGAGAACGUGAAGCGGAUCAAAGGCAAGGUCCAAGAAGGUGAGAUCGAGGCAUUGAUGCAGGGGUUAUCACUGGAAGACCGUCAGGGGACAUGA